Molecule: messenger RNA, 477 nt
Organism: Cladocopium goreaui
Lineage: Eukaryota; Dinophyceae; Suessiales; Symbiodiniaceae
Source: the annotation of a GenBank genome assembly
AUGAGAUGCUUCAUGUUGUUGACCGGUAGGGUAAAUAUCUAUCGCGAUGGUAAUGGCGUUGGAGAGUUUCUGGAACUUCUGCCGGGUUCCAUCUUUGGUGAGCAACCUUUCAGGAUGGGAGAUGAACAGAUCAAUGAUGCCGUUGGUGGAGCCGCACAUUGCGAAGAACCUUCCAUUGUGGGCAUGCUCACCACGGAUGUCUUGGAGGCUGCAUUCGCGGACCGAAUUUAUGGCAAUCCUCGAAUUGCUCAGAAGAUCCGUCACUCCCCGGCGCUUCAGCGCGCAGUUCUGCCAGAACCAGAUCCUGCAAAGCCCAAAGUGGAGUUGGAGCACCUGUCGGCGCAAGAGAAGGCUGAAGUCUUUGAAACGAUUUCGAGUGCUGUCCGAUCAGGGCUGGAUGAGAUGGCAAAACUUGUGGCGGUGCUUCACCUGAUGCCCGGAGAGCCUAUUUUCACCACAGAUUCACUGGACGAAAGC